AGAUAAAUAUAACUGAUUAAAUUUGUAAAUACAUGUAAAACGCAGGGACUUGUUAAAUACAGGCGAGAUAAAUGUUGGGACUAAUUAAUGAAAGCAACGAAACGGAUCGGACGGGUCAUGAACCGCAACCUGAAUCAGGAGCAAAGUGGUCAAGUUUCGCCAUUCGGUCCGAGUCCCUUGGAAUAUCAUUAAAAAAAAAAAAAACAGAAAAGUAUCAGAAAGAGACAAAUUUGAUUUGAUUGGUUCCAGAAAUUCGCAGCGAAACAGCUCUUUGUCUCUCUCUCGACUGGUCUACAAAUCCCUAAUCAAUCUGGGUUCUGAAUUCCUGGAAGAGAUUAGACAAAGUCGGUAGCUUAUUAAUCUGGUUAAUUUCAAGUGACAGAUAUGCCCCUUAUUCAUCGGAAAAAGCCGACGGAGAAACCAUCGUCGCCGCCAUCUGAAGAGGUGGUGGUACCCGAUGAGGAUUCCCAAAAGAAACCACACGAAUCUUCCAAAUCCCACCAUAAGAAAUCCAACGGAGGAGGGAAGUGGUCGUGCAUCGACUCCUGUUGUUGGUUCAUUGGGUGUGUGUGCGUCACAUGGUGGUUUCUUCUCUUCCUUUACAACGCAAUGCCUGCGAGCUUCCCUCAGUAUGUAACGGAGCGAAUCACGGGUCCUUUGCCUGACCCGCCCGGUGUUAAGCUUAAGAAAGAAGGUCUUAAGGCGAAACAUCCCGUGGUCUUCAUUCCUGGGAUUGUCACUGGUGGGCUUGAGCUUUGGGAAGGUAAACAAUGCGCUGAUGGUUUGUUUAGAAAACGUUUGUGGGGUGGAACUUUUGGUGAAGUCUACAAAAGGCCUCUAUGUUGGGUGGAACACAUGUCACUUGACAAUGUAACUGGGUUGGAUCCUGCUGGUAUUAGAGUUAGAGCUGUAUCAGGACUUGUGGCUGCCGACUACUUUGCUCCUGGCUACUUUGUCUGGGCAGUGCUGAUUGCUAACCUUGCACAUAUUGGAUAUGAAGAGAAAAACAUGUACAUGGCUGCAUAUGACUGGAGGCUUUCGUUUCAAAACACAGAGGUACGUGAUCAGACGCUUAGCCGUAUGAAAAGUAAUAUAGAGUUGAUGGUUUCUACCAACGGUGGAAAAAAGGCAGUUAUAGUUCCGCAUUCCAUGGGGGUCUUGUAUUUUCUACAUUUUAUGAAGUGGGUUGAGGCACCAGCUCCUAUGGGUGGCGGGGGUGGGCCAGAUUGGUGUGCAAAGUAUAUAAAGGCGGUGAUGAACAUUGGUGGACCAUUUCUUGGUGUUCCAAAAGCUGUAGCAGGGCUUUUCUCUGCUGAAGCAAAGGAUGUUGCAGUUGCCAGAGCGAUUGCCCCAGGGUUCUUAGACACCGAUAUAUUCAGACUUCAGACCUUGCAGCAUGUAAUGAGAAUGACACGCACAUGGGACUCAACAAUGUCUAUGUUACCAAAGGGAGGUGACACAAUAUGGGGCGGUCUUGAUUGGUCGCCGGAGAAAGGCCACACCUGCUGUGGGAAAAAGCAAAAGAGCAACGAGACUUGUGGUGAAGUAGGUGAAAAUGGAGUUUCCAAGACAAAGCCUGUUAACUAUGGAAGGAUUAUAUCUUUUGGGAAAGAAGUAGCAGAGGCUGCGCCGUCUGAGAUUAAUAAUAUUGAUUUUCGAGGUGCGGUCAAAGGUCAGAGUAUCCCAAAUCACACCUGUCGUGACGUGUGGACAGAGUACCAUGAUAUGGGAAUUGCAGGGAUCAAAGCUAUCGCGGAGUAUAAGGUCUACACUGCUGAUGAAGCUAUUGAUCUACUACAUUAUGUUGCUCCUAAGAUGAUGGCGCGUGGUUCCGCUCAUUUCUCUUAUGGAAUUGCUGAUGAUUUGGAUGACCCCAAGUAUCAACAGCCCAAAUACUGGUCAAAUCCGCUAGAGACAAAAUUACCCAAUGCUCCUGAGAUGGAAAUCUACUCAUUAUACGGAGUGGGGAUACCAACGGAACGAGCAUAUGUCUAUAAGCUUAACCAGUCUCCUGACAGUUGCAUCCCCUUUCAGAUCUUCACUUCUGCUCAGGAGGAGGACGAAGAUAGCUGUCUGAAAGCAGGAGUUUACAAUGUGGAUGGGGAUGAAACAGUACCGGUCCUAAGUGCCGGGUUCAUGUGUGCUAAAGCGUGGCGUGGGAAGACAAGAUUUAACCCUUCCGGAAUCAAGACUUACAUUAGAGAAUACAAUCACUCUCCACCGGCUAACCUGCUGGAAGGGCGCGGGACGCAGAGUGGAGCCCAUGUUGAUAUCAUGGGAAACUUUGCGUUGAUAGAGGAUAUCAUGAGGGUUGCGGCGGGAGGUAACGGAUCCGAUAUAGGACAUGACCAGGUCCACUCAGGCAUAUUUGAAUGGUCGGAGCGUAUUGACCUGAAGCUGUGAAUAUCAUGAUCUCUUUAAGCUGUCUGUCAGCUUAUGUGAAUCCAAUACUUUGCAAGAGAGAUCAUCAACAAUUCAUCAUCAUAGUCAUCAUCAUGAUGCUCGCAAGUCACAAAGAAGCCUGAGAAUGAUACUUUGGUGCAAAAUUCUCAAUACCUUUUAAAAAUUCUUAUUGAAUGUAAAUUAUACGAUCCUAUCUAAUUGAUCCCUAGAAUGAUAACGCAAAACUUGCUGCGCCAUGUUUAUUUGUCUUGUCGAAAGCAUCAAUUUGUGGGUUAUAUACGUAGUGUAGAGGAUGACUCAAAUUUUGGUUAUAAAUUUGGUAAUCAAAGUUAA
Messenger RNA from Arabidopsis lyrata subsp. lyrata, 2736 nucleotides. RefSeq names its product phospholipid:diacylglycerol acyltransferase 1. Gene Ontology annotation, biological process: lipid metabolic process. Gene Ontology annotation, cellular component: cytoplasm. The record is from RefSeq and is a predicted model, not a curated record. Bases 385 to 2403 code for a protein of 672 amino acids. The transcript is spliced from 6 exons. NCBI's taxonomy places the organism in Eukaryota, Viridiplantae, Streptophyta, Magnoliopsida, Brassicales, Brassicaceae.